Molecule: messenger RNA, 792 nt
Organism: Colletotrichum higginsianum IMI 349063
Lineage: Eukaryota; Fungi; Ascomycota; Sordariomycetes; Glomerellales; Glomerellaceae
Product: DNA replication complex GINS protein PSF2
Exons: 2
Coding region: 1-792 (263 amino acids)
Biological process (GO): DNA replication; double-strand break repair via break-induced replication
Cellular component (GO): nucleus; GINS complex
Source: RefSeq, a predicted model, not a curated record
AUGGCUCUGCCGUUACCAUCAGGUCUAGUGCCCGCAGAGGUUGCUUUCCUGUGUGAAAUGGAACUGGUCACAAUAGUCCCACGUCAACGGUUGGAAAGCAUCGACCUCCUAGGCGUGAGCAACCCACCCCCUCCUUUCUACCCCGCGACGCGUCGCGGUGCGACGCCAGCUUUGCGACCUCCGGCACGUGCCGAGUUGCCCCUCUGGCUGGCUCUCCUCCUCAAGAAACAACGACGAGCCAACAUUGUGCCUCCGCGCUGGCUUCACCCGAGCUCACUCGCCGAGAUCGUCCACCACGAAACGAAGCGCAACCCCGACGCCUUCUCCCCUCCACCGCCGCCCCCGACGCGCGCCGAUGCCAUGGGCAACGCCCGCCGUUGGGGCGCCAGCCGCGACGAGAUCCUGUCCCCGCCCUUUCUCCCAUCGUGCACCGCUGACGCGCCCCCCAACGCGCUGCCCUACCACUGGUUCGAGCUAGCCGAGGUGCUACUGGCCCAUGCCUCCGACGACAUACCCUCGUCUUCCGAGGUGCGGUCGCUCUUGCGCGACCUGCAGGAGGUGCGCUCCGCCAAGAUGCGCCAGAGUACCCAGGAUCUGGCCGAGGGCGUCGACGGUGUCAUGAGUCUCCGCGGUGUCGGCGCCAUGGAGCUGGCUGAGAGCCGCGGAUUCUUCCUCGGCGUCUUGGAGGGUGUACGGAAAAUUGGUGCGAGCGCCGAGGCUAGCAGGCGUGAGGAGGAGGAGGAACGCGAGAACGGCGACGGCGAUCACGACGAAGACGAAGACAUGCUAUGA